AUGCUAACUCCUCCCUCUGUAGCGAAAAAAAAAAUUGGAACAAUCCCUAUUUUUUGCCCAAAAAUCCACCUCAUGAGGGAACAUAAAUUUUUAAAAUAUAAUUUUUUUUAUAAUUAGUAUAAUGAAAUAUACCUCCAAAACAGGUAUGGCUCGACCUGAAACUCCCCCUCCCCUCCCCCGCCACCCCCUGACGGUUUCAAUUUGAACGACAUUGUUAAUUCAAAAUGACAAAUCCAUCACUAAGGAUUUGACUAGUCAAAUUUAAUUUGCAGAUUUCAAUAAAGUUGAAAUUAUCAGGGGGUGGGGGGAGGGGAGGGGGGUUCUAAGGUCGAUCUAUAACUGUGCUCACGGUAUAUCUAGCUAAUUCUGUUAAAAUUUAACAGUUUGCAUUUAAUUUUUACUUCUCAAUUUUUUUGGGGAUUGGGAUUUUUAUACUUUUCGAAAAAAAUAAAUUUUUCUAUAAAAUUUAUAUAUAAAAACUUAAAAAAAAAAACCCUUGAGGGGGAGUAAAGGUUCUUGUGGGUGCAAAAAGAGUCAUUGAUGCAUAUGCCAAGGUACGCUUACUUCCUGACAACUCAGGUGUAGAUCUCAGCACAGUGAAGAUGGCUAUGAAUCCUUUUUGUGAAAUUGCUGUUGAAGAAGCAGUCAGGCUAAAAGAAGCUGGAAAAGCGUCAGAAGUCACAGUUUUAACUAUUGGCCCUAAGCAAGCAUCUGAUGUGCUGAGAGCUGCUCUUGCGAUGGGAGCAGACAAAGCAAUUCAUGUCCAUGUGGAAGAAAGAAUUGAUAGAGAUAUUCUCCCAUUAAGCAUUGCUCAGCUUUUCAGAGCACUUAUUACUAGAGAUAACUACAAUUUGGUGCUGCUUGGAAACAGCCAUAUACUUAAAAAUAGCACGGCAAGCCUUAACUCCUGUAACUGAUCCUCUUCAAGGGAGUAUAGGUAUUUGGAAUGCCUAUCUGGCCAGGCUUUACUUGGUUUGGUGAAGCGCAAUGUCGGGUUAUCACCGCAUCCUUUACUCCUGAUCAAGGCUUUACCUCAGAGGGAAAUAGAGCCCACAAAUUGAAAGAGAUCUCCCAGAAGUGACACAGCUAGUUGCCUAUUGUAAUUGCCCGAGGAUAGCGCUAUCUUGCGCCAUCCUCGGGCAAUUACUAUAGCCAACCAGGAGUUACACUUGUGCAUCGGAUUUACAUUCUGGUAGAGAGCCAACUAAAAUACUCGACUCUUUUAACUUUCUAUGAUGGACAAUCUUUAUUUACGCUCGGCACAUAGCAUAACUUAUCUACUAUAGGCAGAGAGAGUAGGCCCUCGUCCAGCUAGUGAGAUUUUCGAUAAGUCUAUUUAAUGUUAAUGGUAAUGUGCUGCUUGGAAAACAGUCAAUUGACUCUGAUAGCAACCAGGUCGGGCAGCUGUUAGCAGGGCUUCUUAAUUGGCCACAGGCAACUUUUCUAAAUAAACUCGAAAUUGGGCAAAUAAUUAGAGCAACACGUGAAAUCGAUGGUGGCUUGCAAACAAUUGAGUUUCCUCCUCCAGCUGUUUUGACAUGCGACUUAAGGCUGAAUACUCCAAGAUUUACAGCUAUCCCUGCUAUUAUGAAAGCCAAGAAAAAGCCAUUAGAAACUUUAACCCCCGACAAGCUCGGAGUCGAUCUAACCCCUGGCUACCAAACUUUAUCAGUCGAGCCUCCAGACAAACGAAAAGCAGGUAUCAAGGUUGAAUCUGUCGACCAGCUUCUUGAUAAACUCCGCAACGAAGCCAAAGUAAUCUAA
This is a messenger RNA of Blepharisma stoltei, 1764 nucleotides long. NCBI's taxonomy places the organism in Eukaryota, Ciliophora, Heterotrichea, Heterotrichida, Blepharismidae. The record is from the annotation of a GenBank genome assembly.